Myzus persicae (green peach aphid) is the source of this 1037-nucleotide messenger RNA. It is a transcript of the gene Rpb8, whose product is annotated as DNA-directed RNA polymerases I, II, and III subunit RPABC3. Gene Ontology annotation, molecular function: DNA-directed RNA polymerase activity. NCBI's taxonomy places the organism in Eukaryota, Metazoa, Arthropoda, Insecta, Hemiptera, Aphididae. Gene Ontology annotation, cellular component: RNA polymerase III complex; RNA polymerase I complex; RNA polymerase II, core complex. The record is from RefSeq and is a predicted model, not a curated record. Gene Ontology annotation, biological process: DNA-templated transcription. Bases 28 to 378 code for a protein of 116 amino acids. The transcript has 3 exons.
AAAGUUCGAAAUCAACUUACUGGAAAAAUGGCUCAAGGAAUGGUUUUUGAAGAUAUAUUCAAUGUGAAAGAUAUAGAUCCAAAUGGCAAACAAUUUGAUCGAGUGAGCCGCCUGCAUUGCGAGAGCGAAUCGUUCAAGAUGGAAUUGAUCUUGGAUAUCAAUUCGUGGAUUUAUCCUAUGGAUUUGGGUGACAAAUUCCGACUGGUGUUGGCCACCACGUUGCGCGAAGAUGGACAGCCUGACGCUGGCGAUUGGAACCCCAUAGAAAUGGAUCAGAAUGGCUGCCGGGCCGACAGUUUCGAGUAUGUCAUGUACGGCAAGAUUUAUCGAAUCGAAGGCGACGAUAAGGUGAAGGAGUCGCACAAGAACAAACUGUGAGUACCUACACCAUAUUGUGCUCAACACUCGUUGAAUAAUACAAUAUUAUUACAAUAAUAAUAUGAUGAUGAUAAUAAUAUCAUAAUAGGCCAAACACGAACUCGUGUCGAGUGUGAGGGGACGGUGAUAAAUCUCGAUUUCGAACAUCGCCAAUGGAGGUGGUUGUGGACGUUGUGGUAUGGACGGUGGGGUCUAUUCGAGAUUUUUCUCACAUGAGUCUUUAUAACUAUCGCUUAUAACAUUGCUAUUUCGACAAAAACAAAACACUUCACGUACCCGUUCGUAACGUCGUGCGCAAUAAAAACGACUAUAUAUUAUAGAAACGAUAUUGUAAUUUGUCUAUUGCGUUGUCUAAGACGUCGCCCACCCGCAUCCCACCAUCCAUCACCACCGCCACCUCCUCAAUGUUGCAGAGUAUAUAGGUCCGUAGUAGAGUGUAAUUUAGUUUUUCGAAUGUAUAUUUGUUUUUUUUUUAUAUAUAUAUAUUUAUCUAAUUAUUCAUAAGGCGAUAGUCGGCGUUUUUUGUACGGUACACGCAGCGCGAUCUAUGGGUAAAAGACGCCGCGUGUUACCUACACACGUCGCCGACAGAUCGCGCCACCGGUAUACGGAAUCGAAUUAUUUUGCGGACACCGUCGCUGAAGCCUCCAAGCAGAGAG